Molecule: messenger RNA, 480 nt
Organism: Ipomoea triloba (trilobed morning glory)
Lineage: Eukaryota; Viridiplantae; Streptophyta; Magnoliopsida; Solanales; Convolvulaceae
Exons: 2
Coding region: 1-480 (159 amino acids)
Molecular function (GO): nucleic acid binding; RNA-DNA hybrid ribonuclease activity
Source: RefSeq, a predicted model, not a curated record
AUGGGUUGCCUUCUUCAGUUGAGAAAGCGACCUAUCUCGGUCACCUUCUCGCUGGAGAAGGCAACCCAGAUCUGGGUUGUCAUCUCUGGAAAUUACUCGACGGCUGGAGGAGGUGCGGUUCUUAGAAACCACAAAGGAAACUGGAUGGAAGGUUGCUCUUUCUCGUUUCACGCCAAUAACCCACUAGAGGCUGAGCUCACUGCACUUUAUCUAGCCUUGCAAUGGACAACAACUAAAGGAAUCAUAGACAUGGAGAUUCAAAGUGAUUGUAAGGAGUUGACCAAGCGUCUUAAUGAGAACAGUCGAGGAGGGAACAACAUGGGGCAGUUGGGGAUUAAAUGCAGAGAGCUCAUCCGGAAAAGUGGUAAUUUUUCUCUGGUGCAUAUAUUCCAUGAACAAAACACUGUUGCAGAUUAUUUAGCAAAGCAUGGGUGCAAUUCUAGAGAGAUCAUGACCCUUUUUGUUUCACCCCCUCCUUGA